This is a messenger RNA of Zingiber officinale, 2547 nucleotides long. Its product is annotated as vesicle-fusing ATPase-like. The record is from RefSeq and is a predicted model, not a curated record. Gene Ontology annotation, biological process: Golgi to plasma membrane protein transport; intra-Golgi vesicle-mediated transport; SNARE complex disassembly. Bases 110 to 2362 code for a protein of 750 amino acids. The transcript is spliced from 21 exons. Gene Ontology annotation, cellular component: Golgi stack. NCBI's taxonomy places the organism in Eukaryota, Viridiplantae, Streptophyta, Magnoliopsida, Zingiberales, Zingiberaceae. Gene Ontology annotation, molecular function: ATP hydrolysis activity; ATP binding.
AUAUCCAUUCAUACAAGGCACCAGAUCGAUUGAUGUCCUAUUUUAUGCAUCUAUUUUUUCUCCCCUUCUUCCUCGAAGUCUCGAGCAACCCUAGCUCACCUUUGAUCUCAUGGCGGCACGGUUCGGACUCGGCUCCUCGUCGGCGGCAGAUCUCUUGACCGUGGUGAGCACUCCGAGCCAAGAUCUCGCACUGACCAACUUCGCUUACUGCGCCCCGGCAGAUCUGAGCAAGUUCGCCUCCCCUGGAUCGAGCGACAUCUACGCCCUCAUCGGCGAUUCCAUCGUACUUACGCUACGUGCUCAUCAGAACAUUCCUAGCAGUCAUGUAGCUCUCAAUGCAAUCCAACGUCGGCAUAUAAGAGUUUCCUCUGGUGAUCAAAUCUCAGUUAGCAGAUUUGUUACUCCUGAUAACUUUAAUCUAGCAUUGCUUAGGCUUGAUCUGGAUUUUGUUAAAGGAAAAACCAAUAGAACUGAGCAAUUGGAUGCUGUAGUUCUUGCACAGAAAAUUCAGGAGAAGUUCGUUAACCAGGUUAUGACAACUGGGCAAAAGGUAUCAUUUGAAUUUUGCGGAACAAAUUAUAUUUUUACAGUUAAUCAAGCACUUCUAGAAGGCCAAGAUGAUGCCAAAGGCUUAGACAGAGGAAUAAUAUCUACUGGAACCUAUUUUGUGUUUGAAGCUUCUCCAAAUUCUGGCAUUAAGAUCAUUAAUCAGCGUGAAGCUGUUGGCAGUAAAAUAUUCCGUGAAAAGGAGUUUGAUCUUAAGAAGCUGGGAAUAGGAGGACUAGAUACUGAAUUUAUAGAAGUUUUUCGAAGAGCAUUUGCCUCUCGAGUUUUUCCUCCCCAUGUUGUUAAUAAAUUGGGUAUGAAGCAUGUUAAAGGGAUGUUGCUCUAUGGCCCCCCUGGUACUGGAAAAACACUUAUGGCUCGUCAGAUAGGGAAACUAUUGAAUGGAAGGGAGCCAAAGAUUGUCAAUGGUCCAGAAGUCCUAAGCAAAUAUGUUGGAGAAUCAGAGAAAAAUAUUAGAGACUUGUUUGCUGAUGCUGAGCAGGAACAGAGUACCAAAGGUGAACAGAGCGACUUACAUGUUAUCAUAUUUGAUGAAAUUGAUGCUAUUUGUAAGUCAAGAGGUUCUACUAGGGAUGGUACUGGAGUUCAUGAUGGCAUUGUCAACCAGCUUCUUACAAAGAUAGACGGCGUUCAGUCAUUAAACAAUGUAUUGCUUAUUGGAAUGACCAAUCGGAAGGAUUUAUUGGAUGAAGCUCUACUAAGGCCUGGGCGAUUAGAGGUUCAUGUUGAAAUCAAUCUCCCUGAUGAGAAUGGCCGUUUCCAAAUUCUUCAGAUACAUACUAGUAAAAUGAAAGAAAAUUCUUUUCUUGCUGCUGAUGUAAACCUUCAACAGCUCGCUGCACGAACUAAAAAUUACAGUGGGGCUGAACUGGAAGGUGUUGUUAGAAGUGCUGUCUCAUAUGCCUUGAAUCGACAGAUAAGCUUCGAUGAUUUGACCAAGCCCUUGGAUGAGGAGAGCAUAAAAGUCACUAUGGAUGAUUUUUUGAAUGCUCUUCAUGAGGUUGGACCAGCUUUUGGUGCAUCAAUGGAUGAUCUUGAACGACGCAGGCUUAAUGGGAUUAUCGAUUGUGGUGAGAGGCACAAACGGAUCCAAGAGAGAGCCCUGCUUCUUGUGGAGCAAAUCAAAGACAAUCAGAGCCCACUUGUUACAUACCUUCUGGAAGGUCCAAGUGGCAGUGGCAAAACUGCAAUGGCAGCUACAAUUGGUAUAGAGAGUGAUUUCCCAUAUGUCAAGAUUAUAUCUGCAGAAAGCAUGAUUGGUCUCGGUGAAGCAAGUAAAUGUGCACAAAUUGUCAAGGUUUUCGAGGAUGCUUACAAAUCUCAACUGAGCUUUAUAAUUCUUGAUGAUAUUGAGAGGCUGUUAGAGUAUGUACCUGUUGGGCCACGUUUUUCCAAUUUGAUUUUGCAGACAUUGUUGCUCUUUCUUAAACGGCUUCCUCCAAAGGGUAAGAGCUUGAUGGUGAUUGGAACAACGAGUGUGAUGGAUUUCUUAGAGACUGUUGGUAUAUUUGGUGCAUUCUCAAUUUCAGAUCAUGUUCCGAACUUGGACAGGGAAGAUGUUAAGAAGGUGCUGAAACAGCUCGACGUAUUCUGUGAAAAUGAGCUUGACUAUGCUGUUGAAGAAGUAAAUGAGAUAUCAAUCAAGAAGCUAUAUAUGCUAGUGGAGAUGGCCGCAGUAGGUCCAAAAGGAAAAAGUGCAAAAGCAAUUCAGUCCGGGCAAGAGAAGAUUGAUCUCAACUUUUUCUCGAGUAUACUGCGUGACAUAUGCAAGAACCAUGUUUUCUCUUCCUUUUGACCCAUGUUUAUCUACUUGCUCCUAAGAACAACAAAAGAUAUCUACUUUUUUUUUUUCCUCAUUUAAAUUUGUGGCAAGAUCUUUGUCGGGUCUAACCAUACGAUCAAGUUGAAGUUUGUGUUUAUGGGUCAGUAUUGCAAAAUUGAUAUCUAUUUAUUUCUGAGCGAUGAUGGUGUCUGAAUGAA